Messenger RNA from Penaeus indicus, 5901 nucleotides. Its product is annotated as syntaxin-7-like. The record is from RefSeq and is a predicted model, not a curated record. The coding region runs from base 171 to 983 and encodes 270 amino acids. Gene Ontology annotation, molecular function: SNAP receptor activity; SNARE binding. The transcript has 9 exons. Gene Ontology annotation, biological process: vesicle-mediated transport; vesicle fusion; intracellular protein transport. Gene Ontology annotation, cellular component: synaptic vesicle; membrane; SNARE complex. Lineage: Eukaryota; Metazoa; Arthropoda; Malacostraca; Decapoda; Penaeidae.
CGGCGACUCCCUCAGUGCCACCUUCGCCUCCGAGUCAGUGAGUCAGCUGGCGGCCCUGUUUAUAUUUCCCGGACUUCUUCAGUAACUCGUGACUCGGGAGGCGAGGCCCAAGAGACGCAGGUAGAACAAAAAGGCCAUUCAUAUAGUUGGUAUCAGACAGAAGAGGAAAUAUGGACGGCAUGUCGUCAUACCAGAGCGGUGGAGGCCGCAGUCAAGAGCUACAGAAAUUUUCACACAGUAUCGGUACAAAUAUCCAGAAAAUCUCUCAAAAUGUUAAGUCCAUGCAGCAGUUGGUCAACCAGCUUGGCACAGACCAAGACAACCAGCAGCUCCGAGCACAGCUGCAUCAGGUUCAACACUACACAGGAGGCUUGGCCAAAGACACGACAGUAGAAUUACGGCAGUUCCAGUCCCUCUCGGUGCCACACGGCCAGGAUGCUCGAACGUGGCGCAUGCAAGCUGAGCGUCUGACGCGGGAAUUCACACAGGCACUGAAUGAUUUCCAAGCAGCCCAGCGGCAAGCAGCAGCCAAAGAGAAAGAGGCACUGAAGAAGGCACGAGCAGAUUCAGAUGCCCAUUUCUUUGAGGACCCCAGCCAUGGCGCAGCUCUCUUGGACCUCGGAGACACACACAACAAAGGCUCGUCGCAACAGAGUCAGGUGCAAAUACAGAUGGAGCAAGAGCAGGAACUCAGGGCUCUGCAGGAACGCGAGGGACAGAUUCGUCAGCUGGAGUCGGACAUCAUGGACGUUAACCAGAUCUUCAAGGACCUGGCCACAAUGGUUCACGAGCAGGGAGAGGUCAUUGACUCCAUCGAGGCCAACGUGGAAUCGGCGCAGGUCCAUGUCUCACAAGGGGCGGGACAGCUCCAGCAGGCACGGCAAUACCAGAACAAAGCACGUAGAAAGAAGAUUUGCAUCAUUGCUAUUGUUAUAGUGGUAUUGGCCAUUGUUAUUGGACUCAUUGCCUGGUCUGCGUCUUAAAGGACAAGUCCAGAAGGAAGGUGGUCCUCCUCACGCUAGUUUGCAUCAUGAUUGCCCUCGUCAUCGGCCUCAUAAUUUGGGCCAGCAACUAGAGCAGAAAGUUGAUGCAGAGGAGGCACCCUUGGGGUGACACGAGGGCCGCACAGGAGGGAGAGGUUCCUCAUCCUGAAGCAGCGAGCAUUGACUCCCUGAGUUCGGCGAUGAUAUUGCUAAUGGGUUCAUCACUAAUGUUGUUAUUAAAAGAGAAGUGGCCUUGUUGAGAGGAUUAGUCACAAUGUGUUAAGCACCUCCACCACAUCCUCAAUGUUUUAUCUGAUAGAGGGACAUAUAUAACUUCAUCUCUGCUGUGGAUAUAUUAAAAUGUAGCUGCUUUUUGGGCUGGAAAUUUAAAUACCAUACUGUUCUGAUAUUUUGUACAUGUUGCCAAAGAAGAAUUACUGCUUUUCCUUUUUUAAAAACUAUUUUUAGAUGUGUUAACCAAGUCAGGAUUGGGUAAUGGCAUUUCCAUCAUUGUUGUAUCUGGAAAUUAUAGAAAAGUACAAUGUCAUUGCAUUGUAAAGCAGUCAGUAAAUUGUGUAGGGAGGGUAGGGAAGCUGGAGUUAUUUAUGUUGAAGAACAUUGGUGUUGAUGACUUUAAUUCACCCAACUGUCAAGAAUGCAGCAGUAAGAUGUGACGGUAUAGUAGAGGUAGAAAUAAUGCAUUAUGUCGAAAGCUGUUAUUUAAUUAGAUGUGAACCGGUUGAGAAAUUACUUGGGAUCUUGUGUUAUUCAGAUGAAAUUGAAUUUCAGAGAUUGGUCACUUGAUUAGUACAGUUGUCAUGUAUUUCAUACCAUAGUCAUUUGUAAUGGUGAUCAUCAUUACAGAAUUGUUUAUUGACUAUAAUGGGAAUAUGUUUGAAAUGGCACUUUUCUAAAUGGUAAAUCAAAUUAUGGGGUACGAAGGGGUCUUCAAAUCCUUUGUCAGUUGAGAUCAUGCUGCAAUUUUUUAUUAUUAUUAUCAUCAUUGUAUUUACCCUUCCAAAUAAGCUUACAAGACAGAUUUUGGUCCUCGGUAUUACCAUCAAGCAGAGUCUGGUUGGGUUAAUUCAUACCAUUACCAGUCCUGCUGUUGAGAGGAUUAGUCUCAACAUAUAUUUUAGCUUGCUUGAGUCACCUGUGCUGAGUUUUGCGUUUGGACUGUUGCUAGCCAAAUGUGAUUUUUUUUUUUCUUUCUUUUUUUUCUUUUUUUUUUUUCUUUUUUUUUUCUUUUUCUUUUUUUAUGUGGGAUGUAAAUGAUCUGAUAAAAAUUAUUUUCUAUUUGUCCUUUGUUCUUGUACAUAUAUAAUCUGAUUGUCAAUUGUGAUAUUUGUUAUUUUCAGUCAAAUUAAUAUAUUUGUAUAUUUUAUAUAGCUGCAUGCACUCUAGCUCCAUGUACAGGAUUUAGAAAUUAAUAUGUUUUGUAUUGUUAUAUAUCAGCAAAAGAGGAAAAUCAAAUUGAUAUAUGUUUAGGGGCAAUGUCACACCUGUACACACCUUUUGAUUUUGAUAAUUAAAAUAUAUGCACACAUGACUUGUGUGAGUCUCAGUUUUUAUGUCCGAGAAAUCCAGAUAAGUCCUCAUUGAAAUUUAGGAUUGUGAUCUCUCUUAAGAAAACAAAUAUGCAGUUGGUUUGUGUAUAAGGAAAUACAAUUUUUCCCAUUGUUACUGAGGUAUAUAUAUAUAUUUUUUCCUCUAUUUUUUUCUUCUUUUUUUUUCCUUUUCUUUUUCAUGUAUUUUAUGCUUUAUUUUCAUUGUGAUUAUUCUUUUCCAACACACAUUGAGGAAGUGCGAGAUGUUUUAUAGAUUGAUGUAAUGUGUGCAUACUGUAUUUUUCUUUAGUUGUUGUCUCUAGAAUUGAUGUGAUAGCAAAUUUUCCAAGAUUUUUAAAGAGCAGAAUUGAGUCAUGCAAAAUUCCCAUUCCAGUGUGUAAUGGACAAUCAUAUUCACAAGUAAAAAUUUUAAUAAUGCCAAAGAAAUGAGCAUAGUUUAUUGAAACUUCAGUUAUUAGAUCAUCCUUUAAACGAUUAUUUUUUAUUAUGAUUCUUAUUAUUAUUAAUACUUAUUGUUGGUUAUUAAUAUGUCACUAAAUGGGUAGAGAUAAUAUGGAUGAACAUUAAUUAUGUUGAAUGUGUGAAGAAGCUUGCUUUGUCAUAGAGGAACUCCUUGUAUAGAAUGUAUAAAAUUUAUUUAUAUAAUAAUAACUUAAUACCUUAGUUUCUCAGGAUUUGUUUAUAUAUUUUCUCCCUUAUAGCAUAUCCACUUCUAAGAUGCUUUAGCCUUUGAAAGUACCAAAAGACAUUGUGUAUUGCCACAGUACAGUAAACGUAUUUAGGAAACACUUUUACGUUAAGAAUGGUAAGAAAACAUAGAUACAUGUAUAGGAAUUUUGCAAUUGCUCAUAAAUGCAACUUGUUCUUGGGUUUCUUUGGUGUCACGGAAUGUGUGUUGACAAUUAAAAAAAACUUGUCAUUUGGGACGAGGAUUUCCCCUCUUAAGAUAUCCCAUUGCUAGAGCUAAGCCAUUGAAUUUAGCCGCCAGUUGAUGGGAUACCAACACACAUCAAGUCGUUUUGAUGUUGUCAUUUAGUGGAAAAAAAGAGAAGAGUUUGUUGGUUGUAAUUUUUUAUAUUAUUCAUGUGGAAAACACCCCAGUACUUUUUUUUAUGGAAGUUCCCAAAUAGAGGUAGUAGUUGAUACAAGGCAGUAGAACCUUCAAAAUUGAGCCGUAAAAGUUCCUGCUGUUGACCGAUUGGAUUGUCAUGCUAGUAAAUUGUUUCCCCUCGUGGCUUGGUGGGCGGUUCUGCUGUUUCUGGAUUUUAUAUACAGCAAGAAUGUGUGUCCUUGUACAUUGUGAUACAUUGUUGUUAUUUGAUAUGUGAAAUCCGUCUUACCUGAGGCUUGUGCGUUGAGUUCUGUGCUCUUUUGUAAUGGUAUGUAGUGAAGCCAGGAGUUGGGUGUGAAAGGCUCCUAAGGACUCUUUAGUGUCAAAACUCCAAGUAAUUCUGAAAUUGUCAUGUUGAAUGUUUGUCACAGUGUACAGCAAGACAUAUGUCAAUGAUUAGUUUAUUAGUUCAGGUGUUCAUGUACCUUUUUUCUCUCUUUUCAUUAUAUAUAUAUUACAUUACUUUACAAUGAAGAAGAAAUUCUCAAGAGAAAACUGUAUUUCAGACAUAUACUAGCGAUGAUUACUUUUGCAAAAUCCUCUCUUGUUUCUAGUGCAUAUGUAUUCACCCUACAGUGCUAUCGUGUCUCAGACUCUUUGGAAUACUAUUCACAGGACUUCACAGUCUGUUCAUAUAGCAAGAAGUGCAACACUUGUACAUUUGCGUCUGGGCGUGUUUCUGUGUGUUUGCAUACGUGAAUGCUUGUGCUCAUUGAUGUGAGCGCAAAUUUGUUUGAUAGAACAGUUAACAUUUUUUUCAAGGCCAUGAAAUGGCAUAUACCUUUUGUGCAUAAUCAUCUGCCUUGUUAAAAACUGAUAACAUAAUUCAUUUGGAAAUGACAAACAUUAAAGUUGAUAUAUAUACUUAACACAUUCUCUUCAUAUACUCAUAUAUUCAUAAGCACAUUCCUCAGAAGUUCUGUUAGUAUAUAUAUACUCUGUUCAGUUUACAUUAAUCUGCUAGAUAAUAAAAAAACAAAAACAGAAUACAUAUUGAUAGGCAGACCUCUACUUAAAAUGAAAAUGGAAGGCAAUAUGUGCCUGUAUGACAAGGCUUUGUGUUGAACUUCCCAUAUCUCAAGCCAGGUGAAAACUAAGUUGUGAUGGAUUGUUUUCUCCCUCUACACACUUUUUAAAAAUAUAAAUACAAGAAAAAUUAUCCUGAAAAAAUAAUAUGCUAUAGAUUGAGGUUGCUUUGCAAAAUACUGUGGUGUAUUUGUUACCAGUAUACAUUGUUAAAGUAAGAUAUGGGAUAGUUGAUUAGCAAAGAAUAGAAAGAAACUGAGAAUGAUAUUAAGAGAGCUUAAUAACCUUAAAGCUUUUAGAAGCAUGUAAUAAAUUUUCUUUGGGAUUUAUAGUUUUUGCUCAUUAGAAAAAAAUGAAGUUCCCCUGUAUUAAGGAGCAUCAAUAGAUAAAAGUAUGCAGUAUAUCAUACAAAUGAUGUAAGAGUUCUGACCUGUAGUUCACACGUACCGAAUGUAGAUAAGAUACUCAGCCUCUGAAUAAAGAGUGACCAUCAAGUCUGCCUCAGAGACUCAUACAGCACACGACACUUGAGCUGAAAGUGACGUCCUGGCUGAAUAUGUUCAGAAAAUCCUUUUACUCCGAUGUACCACUGAAACAUUUCUCAUACUAUCGUUAUGUGUAAGCUUUGCACUGUACUUGUUAUGUAUUGUUAUCAUAUUCACAUUGCCACAUUAUACGGUAAGUGGUGUUAUACUCUGAACUGUAUAGUAGCAUUCCCCUAUGCUCUAUAUAUCUGUAAAAUAUAUUGGAUAGAGCAUAUAUGCAUUGUACAUAAAAUGGUGUUGUGUUAUAUUGAUUUUUUUUCUUUUCUUUCUUUCUUUUGCGAUGCAGUUAAAUAAAACAGUGUAGUUGUGAAUGCUUCUUUACUUAAUGUAAGAAAUUCAGAGUAAAUAAAUUAUAUAUUAUGACUGAUUCUAUUCAUGUCCAUUGAUUUGCCUUUGAAUACUUUCUGUGAAAUCUUUAAAUAUAAAACAUAAUAAAGAGAUUGAAUUAAAUAAAAUUGAUAGAGUAUUGUUUGAAUAUAUUUGUGCAUCUGCUGGUUCUACAUCUGUACAUAUGUUUCUUUGGGUAUGUUUAUAUCAUCUCUCUGUCUGUCAGUCUUAUAUAUGAGUGUAUGUCUGUGUGUCUGUGUAGAUAAUAGAUAUUCACAGGAUGCAAAAUGUCUCCAUGUGGAGGGCUUUUGCCUUUCUUAAAUUAAUAAACUUAUCAGUUA